Molecule: messenger RNA, 5206 nt
Organism: Condylura cristata (star-nosed mole)
Lineage: Eukaryota; Metazoa; Chordata; Mammalia; Eulipotyphla; Talpidae
Gene: NUCB2
Product: nucleobindin 2
Exons: 15
Coding region: 320-1567 (415 amino acids)
Cellular component (GO): endoplasmic reticulum-Golgi intermediate compartment; extracellular exosome
Molecular function (GO): calcium ion binding
Source: RefSeq, a predicted model, not a curated record
ACCAAUUAGCGGAUGCCCAGGGGCGGGGGCUGUUGCCAUGGCAGCGAGAAGGCGGGAGCCCGCGGUGGGCAGAGGUAACAUUGCAAAGCCUCGGGCCGAGAGCUGGAGGGACCAGUCUGUGCGCUGUGUGCAUUCAGCGGGCGGAGUCUUGCGCGCAGAGAACCUGCUAGAACCUGCUUUUUGAAAAAGCAUUAGGAGUCAAGACCAAUCUCAGUUAUUUGAUUUUGCUCAAGUCCUCUUACUGCUUUGGAUAUAAGUUACCUCAUCUGUAAAACGGAGCUAAAAAUUCUUUACCUGUCUGAAGACAAGGUGGAGGAACAUGCUACUACAAUAUUGUUUGCUGUUGGUUGCAUGUCUUCUUAUUGCUCUUGAAGCUGUGCCUAUAGACAUAGACAAGACGAAAGUGAAAAAUACUCAACCUGUGGACAGUGCUAAGGUGCAGUCACCGGAUACUGGACUUUAUUAUGAUGAAUAUCUCAAGCAAGUGAUUGAUGUGCUGGAAACAGAUGAACAUUUUAGAGAAAAGCUUCAGAAAGCAGACAUAGAGGAAAUAAAGAGUGGGAGGUUAAGCAAAGAGCUUGAUUUAGUAAGUCACCAUGUGAGGACAAAACUUGAUGAACUAAAGAGACAAGAAGUGUCAAGGUUAAGAAUGCUAAUUAAAGCUAAAUUGGAUUCCCUUCAAGCUACAGGUAUAGACCACCAGGCUCUUCUAAAACAAUUUGAUCACUUAAACCACAUGAAUCCUGACAAGUUCGAGUCCACAGAUUUAGAUAUGCUAAUCAAAGCGGCUACAAGUGAUCUGGAACACUAUGACAAAACUCGGCAUGAAGAAUUUAAAAAAUAUGAAAUGAUGAAGGAACAUGAAAGGAGGGAGUAUUUGAAAACACUGAGUGAAGAAAAGAGAAAAGAAGAAGAAUUGAAAUUUGAAGAAAUGAAGAAAAAACAUGAAAAUCAUCCCAAAGUCAAUCAUCCAGGAAGCAAGGACCAACUGAAGGAGGUAUGGGAAGAGACCGAUGGAUUGGAUCCUAAUGACUUUGACCCCAAGACAUUUUUCAAAUUACAUGAUGUCAAUAAUGAUGGCUUCCUCGAUGAACAAGAAUUAGAAGCCCUGUUUACUAAAGAGUUGGAAAAAGUAUAUGACCCCAAAAACGAAGAAGAUGAUAUGGUAGAAAUGGAGGAGGAAAGACUUAGAAUGAGGGAACAUGUAAUGAAUGAGGUUGAUACUAACAAAGACCGACUGGUGACUCUAGAAGAGUUUAUGAGAGCAACAGAAAAAAAGGAAUUUUUGGAGCCAGAUAGCUGGGAGACAUUAGAUCAGCAGCAGUUAUUCACAGAGGAAGAGCUAAAAGAAUAUGAAAAUCUUAUCUCUUUACAAGAAAAUGAGCUAAAGAGAAAGGCAGACGAGCUUCAGAAACAAAAGGAACAGUUACAACGUGAGCAUGACCAACUUCAAGCUCAGAAACUGGAAUAUCACCAGGCUGUACAGCAAAUGGAACAAAAAAAAUUACAACAGGGAACUCCUCCAUCAGGGCCAAGUGAAGAACUGAAAUUUCAGCCACAUACUUAAAAUUUGAAGCCUACAAGAACUUGGAAGAAAACUGCUACCAACAUCUGUUUCGUCUUUUUACCUCUUUCCUUUUUCUCUGAUCAAUAAAUAUUUUAAAGCAUAUAUGGAAUAAAGGAAGAUACUUUUAAAAUGAGAACACAUUUUUGGACACAGAUAUGUAAGGAUUGACGUUCUACAAGAAUGAGGAAGACAAACUCAAUUUCACACUUCCUUCCUUUUUUCUUUGUUUACCACUAGUGAUUUAAUUAAAUGGGCUUAUGCCAUAAUUUAAUGAAACUAUCAGUGAGAUGUUGAAGCUAUUGAAGCGAGAUGCUGUCAUAGCUUUUAAAACAAAUUGCUCUCACUCAUAAAAAUAGAUAUUGUUUUAUGGACACUUAACAUCCCCCCUUUCAAUGAAAGUCAUUGAUAUUAAUAGUUCUCCUAAGAAGGUCAUUAUAUUCCCAGUGUUUUGGGUAACUUUUUUUUUCUUUAACUUUCUGCAAACUUACUUAGUAGAAAUUCUUCCACUGAACUGUUUUUGCUGCCACUUCAUUUCAUUUUCCAUUUAUAAUUAUAUUAUUCAAAAUCAGGCUCUUCUGAGUGUAACAAAAAAACCAAAGACACCAAUGGUUUAUGCCACUGUUUAAAGAUUUUUUUUCCCUUUUACAUAAACAAAUCUGGAAGGAGGUGGGGCCCCAGAUCCUGUCUUUAUGCCAUGCUAUUUAUCCCCAGUUCAUGGUUUUUAUCCCCAGUUCAGUGUCCAAGGUUGCCAUUUAGACAACACAGGAAGGCAAGAAAAGAACCUUUUCUCCAGUGGAAUGAGCUUCCUUAGGGCAGUUUUCAGGAGAAUCAGACUGCAUUUGAAUGUAUAUCUCACUGGCCAGAACUAUGAAGUCAUGUGACCAUUUAGCUGCUAGAGAAGCUGAGAAAUUCACCUUGCAAUUUCUUUUACUAAAGAAGAAAGGGAAGAGGGAGAGUUUGGUGGGCAGCUUUCAGUUUUAACCGAAACAGCCUUGUUGGCUACUUAAAAUAUCUAUGUUCAUUGUUCUGAAACAGAAAAACUCACUUCCCCUACCAUGAAGGAAAACCACUCAAAUCCGAUCCAUAAUUGCAUAGAGCUCUAAGAACAUGUAUAACGGUUACUCCACUCCAUCCAGCUCUAGGAAGUGGCUCCUUUUGUUUUAGCCACCUACAAACCAAAAGGCAAGUUGUUAGCCCCAUGAAUUGCCAAACACACGCAUAAUGGUGUGCCAGGUGCAGAGGAAUGGCAAUAAAAUCAACAUGUUAAAAAAGGGAAAAUAGGACUCAGCAGUCACUGGUUCAUAGCAAUUAAAAAAAAUACUGCUUAGCAAAAACAGCCUGAUCUCUCUGCUGUCAAUAAAUAUAUUCCGUGGUUUACCCAUCAUGCAUCCCCUGUUUUACCUUUUUGGGAGCAACUCCCUGAGGGUCCUGGAUUUUGCCCUUAAGAAAGUUCUUACUGUGCAUUGAGGCAUGUGAAAGUAAACCCUUCCUGGAGGCUGUGUGGCCUUACGAAUGCCCUUCCUGUUAUUGCAUGAGAUUGUUGUAGAUAGUGACAGGCUUUUUGCAGGCCGGGUUUGGGAAUUUAUUUUCAUUUCCUUUUGAUUUUUGGCAAACAGUUCCCUACAAGAGUAAUAAGUUGCUGGUCUGUUUUCUUUAAUUAUUACCAAGAGUAACCAGAGUCAAAGAUCUUGUUAAGACAGUUUUUAACAUGAACCUAAUCUUUUGUUUGCUGACCUCUGUACUCUGUACUCCCCUUGGGUCUUAUCCGAAUGGUACUCUGGACUAUUUUAAACAUAGAUUUGGCUAUGGCAACCGUUUUAAUCUGAACUUUUUCCUUAGCAUGACUCCCAUUACUUGAAAGUAGGUGCUUGAAAAAGGCCUAUCAGCUUCUGUAGAGCCUUUAAAACUUUCAGUUUGGAGUAUUUCAGUAGUUGAAAUUUUCAUUUCAUCAAGGCCCCAGACUUGGAGUUCAAUCAAUGUUUUACAGACAAAGAACAAUUCCCUCAGCAAAUUAAAUUCCUUUGCAUCUCUGCAGACCUGUUUCUCUGAGUCAUAUUUCCCUUGUAAGAUUGGAAGAGACAAGAGCCAGACAGCAUUCUGCUAGCAUGCUAAAGUUCUACCAUCACUUUUUCUGAUAGCUUAACCUCCUUUGUCAUGAGUCUUAUUGCCCAAAGCUCUACCUUCUCAAUUAAGUCAAGCCCAUAUUUAAGAUAUUUUACCCACUGCACUUUAUUUGUAGAUACCAAAUUCUGUAUAGGUCAAGAUUAUCGGUUGUAGGUAAUGGGAUCUUCCUAACUGGCUUUUAAAUGGAAUGAAGUUGAUGAAGGGGUAUAGUAAUAGUUAGCUUGCAGAAUAUUUGGUAGGGCUGAAGAAACAGAACCUCAGCUGAGCUUCCAGGAACUAUAUCAAAAGCGUGCUAGGACAAAGAAGCUGAUGCUUUUGGAACAAUCAAGAAGCUACCUGUUGGAUCAGGAAGUCUCCUGCUGGAUUAAGCAGCUGUGAAUAACUCCCAGCUUCAGAAAUAUACCAACUCUGCUGUGCAUGGUAUCAGCAAAAAAUGGAUACCUCAUGUUCUGACUCUCUCCUUUGACUCAAGUCUGAGCAGAAAUCUCAACUGUGCAGUGCAAUCAAGAAGAAAAUGGAAAAGAGCCAAGUUGGGCGAUGAGCUUCAUUUUCAUGCAAGAUUUUCAUCCCUUGAAGAACCUGCUGGAGAAGUCAACCUUCUCUCAACCACUGGUGCCUCAACUUCACACUUUCCAAGUUCAUUUGUCUCUGUUGGAGUCAGGAAGCUAAGGAGUUUAAAGUGAAAUGCAAAGCUUCCUUCUUUGUUCCUUGUGGGUGACAUAAUAGGAAGACUACAGUGGCAGCUUGCUUUCAAGAUGUGAGGUUUCUACCUACUUUGAGAUUUUUUUUAAUGAAUAAUUAGCUAUGAAUUAGCAACUAUUUCUUAUAGAAUCCAAGAACUGAGCCAGAACAAGCAGCAGCAGCAAGUGGGAAAGAUACCAAAUUGAAAAUUUAUGUUCUUGUCACUAGCACUACCUAACCGUUUUACUGACACAAAAGUAUAGCAAAACCCAACUAGUGAAACCUUUGAUUUGAAUUUAGAAAUUGAGGUUUUGUUGUUGCUUUCAAAUUUCCCUGUAGUAGUAUGUAGGGGGAAACUCAUUCCAUGUUUACAGAUGUCUACUAUUUUGCUGUAGAGCUUUUUGUUUACAUAUUAACUAAUGUCAGUCACAUUCCUGAUGAAUCACUGAGCCUACCUGGGUGUUAGCCAGCCCCUGACAGUGCAUUUUUUCCUUACACAUGCACCAUCUAGUUGCCUUCCAAUCUCGGCAUGCCUGUAAACUAGUAUGUUGUUUAAAAUUUGAUACAAUCUAUUCUGCUGUGGAAAUUUUCUUAUGUCCUUCCAGUUUUAUCCUUAGUAAUAGAUACAGUAUAGAAAAGUCCCAAGACGUUCCUAGAUUAUGAACAUAGAGCUCACAGCUUAAAUGUUAAAAUCUAUAACAUUACAAUUCUUGUAAUUUUGCCACUCCCUGGAAUUUAAAAAUGAAUGAUCAAGAUUUGCUACCUGAUUUUUAGUAAUGAUUUUAUUUAGUUAUGCAAAUAAGCACUGGGGUACAAGCCAGAGGUGCAGGGGGU